Messenger RNA from Mandrillus leucophaeus (drill), 4384 nucleotides. RefSeq names its product integrin, alpha 7 (gene ITGA7). Gene Ontology annotation, cellular component: integrin complex; external side of plasma membrane. Gene Ontology annotation, biological process: cell-cell adhesion; cell adhesion mediated by integrin; integrin-mediated signaling pathway. The transcript is spliced from 27 exons. Gene Ontology annotation, molecular function: integrin binding. NCBI's taxonomy places the organism in Eukaryota, Metazoa, Chordata, Mammalia, Primates, Cercopithecidae. Bases 349 to 3894 code for a protein of 1181 amino acids. The record is from RefSeq and is a predicted model, not a curated record.
AAGGCUCGUUUCCACCCCAGCCACCAGCCUGGGCAUUCCCUUGGCGACGCGUUUGGGUCUCCACCUGCUGCGGGAACGAGGGGCGGGGCAGGGGGCGGGGCCUGCGCGGUGUUCCCGGGAGAGGAGGCGGGAGCCGGAGUGGACGCCCGAGCUGCGGCUGCUGUAGUUAUCCUAGCCCGUGCUGGGGCGGCGGAGCGGCGGGAGGCAAGGCUGGCGGGGCGAAAGACUGGGAAACCUCUGAAAGACCAACGAGACUUCGGAGACCAGAGACGCGCCUGGGGGGACCUGGGGCUUGGGGCGUGCGAGAGUUCCCUUGCACUCGCUGGGAAAGCGCGCGGGGAUCGUCCCAUGGCCGGGGCUCGGAGCCGCGACCCUUGGGGGGCCUCCUGGAUUUGCUACCUUCUUGGCUCCCUGCUCGUCGAACUGCUCUUCUCACGGGCUGUCGCCUUCAAUCUGGACGUGAUGGGUGCCUUGCGCAAGGAGGGCGAGCCAGGCAGCCUCUUCGGCUUCUCUGUGGCCUUGCACCGGCAGUUGCAGCCCGGACCCCAGAGCUGGCUGCUGGUGGGUGCUCCCCAGGCCCUGGCUCUUCCUGGGCAGCAGGCGAAUCGCACUGGAGGCCUCUUCGCUUGCCCCUUGAGUCUGGAGGAGACCGACUGCUACAGAGUGGACAUCGACCAGGGAGCUGAUGUGCAAAAGGAAAGCAAGGAGAACCAGUGGUUGGGAGUCAGUGUUCGGAGCCAGGGGCCUGGGGGCAAGAUUGUUACCUGUGCACACCGAUAUGAGGCAAGGCAGCGAGUGGACCAGAUCCUGGAGACACGGGAUAUGAUUGGUCGCUGCUUUGUGCUAAGCCAGGACCUGGCCAUCCGGGAUGAGUUGGAUGGUGGGGAAUGGAAGUUCUGUGAGGGGCGCCCCCAAGGCCAUGAACAAUUUGGGUUCUGCCAGCAGGGCACAGCUGCCGCCUUCUCCCCUGAUAGCCACUACCUCCUCUUUGGGGCCCCAGGAACCUAUAAUUGGAAGGGCACGGCCAGGGUGGAGCUCUGUGCUCAGGGCUCAGCGGACCUGGCACAUCUGGACGACGGUCCCUACGAGGCGGGGGGUGAGAAGGAGCAGGACCCCCGCCUCAUCCCGGUCCCUGCCAACAGCUACUUUGGGUUGCUUUUUGUGACCAACAUUGAUAGCUCAGACCCUGACCAGCUGGUGUAUAAAACUUUGGACCCUGCUGACCGGCUCCCAGGACCAGCCGGAGACUUGGCCCUGAAUAGCUACUUAGGCUUCUCUAUUGACUCGGGGAAAGGUCUGGUGCGUGCAGAAGAGCUGAGCUUUGUGGCUGGGGCCCCCCGUGCCAACCACAAGGGUGCUGUGGUCAUCCUGCGCAAGGACAGCGCCAGUCGCCUGGUGCCUGAGGUUAUGCUGUCUGGGGAGCGCUUGACCUCCGGCUUUGGCUACUCGCUGGCUGUGGCUGACCUCAACAGUGAUGGCUGGCCAGACCUGAUAGUGGGUGCCCCCUACUUCUUUGAGCGCCAAGAAGAGCUGGGGGGUGCCGUGUAUGUGUACUUGAACCAGGGGGGUCACUGGGCUGGGAUCUCCCCUCUCCGGCUCUGCGGCUCCCCUGACUCCAUGUUCGGGAUCAGCCUGGCUGUCCUGGGGGACCUCAACCAAGAUGGCUUUCCAGAUAUUGCAGUGGGCGCCCCCUUUGAUGGUGAUGGUAAAGUCUUCAUCUACCAUGGGAGCAGCCUGGGGGUUGUCGCCAAACCUUCGCAGGUGCUGGAGGGCGAGGCUGUGGGCAUCAAGAGCUUCGGCUACUCCCUGUCAGGCAGCUUGGAUGUGGAUGGGAACCAAUACCCUGACUUGCUGGUGGGCUCCCUGGCUGACACCGUCGUGCUCUUCAGGGCCAGACCCGUCCUCCAUGUCUCCCAUGAGGUCUCUAUUGCUCCACGAAGCAUUGACCUGGAGCAGCCCAACUGUGCUGGCGGCCACUCGGUCUGCGUGGACCUAAGGGUCUGUUUCAGCUACAUUGCAGUCCCCAGCAGCUACAGCCCUACUGUGGCCCUGGACUACGUGUUAGACGCGGACACAGACCGGAGGCUCCGGGGCCAGGUUCCCCGUGUGACCUUCCUGAGCCGUAGCCCAGAUGAACCCAAGCACCAAGCCUCAGGCACCGUGUGGCUGAAGCACCAGCAUGACCGAGUCUGUGGAGAUGCCAUGUUCCAGCUCCAGGAUAAUGUCAAAGACAAGCUUCGGGCCAUUGUAGUGACCUUGUCCUACAGUCUCCAGACCCCUCGGCUCCGGCGACAGGCUCCUGGCCAGGGGCUGCCUCCAGUGGCCCCCAUCCUCAAUGCCCACCAGCCCAGCACCCAGUGGGCAGAGAUCCACUUCCUGAAGCAAGGCUGUGGUGAAGACAAGAUCUGCCAGAGCAAUCUGCAGCUGGUCCGCGCCCGCUUCUGUGCCCGGGUCAGCGACACGGAAUUCCAGCCUCUGCCCAUGGAUGCGGAUGGAACAACAGCCCUGUUUGCACUGAGUGGGCAGCCAGUCAUUGGCCUGGAGCUGAUGGUCACCAACCUGCCAUCGGACCCAGCCCAGCCCCAGGCUGAUGGGGAUGAUGCCCAUGAAGCCCAGCUCCUGGUCAUGCUUCCUGACUCACUGCACUACUCAGGAGUCCGGGCCCUGGACCCUGCGGAGAAGCCACUCUGCCUGUCCAACGAGAAUGCCUCCCAUGUUGAGUGUGAGCUGGGGAACCCCAUGAAGAGAGGUGCCCAGGUCACCUUCUACCUCAUCCUUAGCACCUCAGGGAUCAGCAUUGAGACCACGGAACUGGAGGUAGAGCUGCUGUUGGCCACGAUCAGUGAGCAGGAGCUGCAUCCAGUCUCUGCACGAGCCCGUGUCUUCAUUGAGCUGCCACUGUCCAUUGCAGGGAUGGCCACUCCCCAGCAACUCUUCUUCUCUGGCGUGGUGAGGGGCGAGAGAGCCAUGCAGUCUGAGCGGGAUGUGGGCAGCAAGGUCAAGUAUGAGGUCACGGUUUCCAAUCAAGGCCAGUCGCUCAAAACCCUGGGCUCUGCCUUCCUCAACAUCAUGUGGCCUCAUGAGAUUGCCAAUGGGAAGUGGUUGCUGUACCCAAUGCGGGUGGAGCUGGAGGGCGGGCAGGGGCCUGGGCAGAAAGGGCUUUGCUCUCCCAGGCCCAACAUCCUCCACCUGGAUGUGGACAGUAGGGAUAGGAGGCGGCGGGAGCUGGAGCCACCUGAGCAGCAGGAGCCUGGUGAGCGGCAGGAGCCCAGCAUGUCCUGGUGGCCAGUGUCCUCUGCUGAGAAGAAGAAAAACAUCACCCUGGACUGCGCCCGGGGCACGGCCAACUGUGUGGUGUUCAGCUGCCCACUCUACAGCUUUGACCGCUCGGCUGUGUUGCAUGUCUGGGGCCGUCUCUGGAACAGCACCUUCCUGGAGGAGUACUCAGCUGUGAAGUCCCUGGAAGUCAUUGUCCGGGCCAACAUCACAGUGAAGUCCUCCAUAAAGAACUUGAUGCUCCGAGAUGCCUCCAUAGUGAUCCCGGUGAUGGUAUACUUGGACCCCAUGGCUGUGGUGGCAGAAGGAGUGCCCUGGUGGGUCAUCCUCCUGGCUGUACUGGCUGGGCUGCUGGUGCUAGCACUGCUGGUGCUGCUCUUGUGGAAGAUGGGAUUCUUCAAACGGGCGAAGCACCCCGAGGCCACCGUGCCCCAGUACCAUGCGGUGAAGAUUCCUCGGGAAGACCGACAGCAGUUCAAGGAGGAGAAGACGGGCACCAUCCUGAGGAACAACUGGGGCAGCCCCCGGCGGGAGGGCCCGGAUGCACACCCCAUCCUGGCUGCCGAUGGGCAUCCUGAGCUGGGCCCCGAUGGGCAUGCGGGGCCAGGCACUGCCUAGGUUCCCAUGUCCCAGCCUGGCCUGUGGCUACCCUCCUCCCCUUCCCCAGGGAUGGCUCUUUGGGAUGAAGAGGGUAGAGUGGGCUGCUGGUGUCGCAUCAAGAUUUGGCAGGAUCGGCUUCCUCAGGGGCACAGACCUCCCCCACCCACAAGAACUCCUCCCACCCAACUUCCCCUUAGAGUGCUGUGAGAUGAGAGAGGGUAAAUCAGGGAUAGGGCCAUGGGGUAGGGUGAGAAGGGCAGGGGUGUCCUCAUGCAAAGGUGGGGAGAAGGGAUCCUAAUCCCUUCCUCUCCCAUUCACUCUGUGUAAUAGGACCCCAAGGACCUGCCUCCCCAGAAGUGCCUUAGCCUAGAGGGUUGGGGAGGAGGUUGUGUCACUGACUCAGGGGCUCCUCUUCUCUAGUUUCUCCUCUCAUCUGACCUUAAUUUGCUGCAUCAGUCUAGUGGUUUUGUGGUUUUGUCUAUUUAUUAAAAAAUAUUUGAGAACAAAA